Molecule: messenger RNA, 1593 nt
Organism: Cuscuta europaea
Lineage: Eukaryota; Viridiplantae; Streptophyta; Magnoliopsida; Solanales; Convolvulaceae
Source: the annotation of a GenBank genome assembly
CAAAUUGUCAUUGACAAAUUAUUCAGGAAGCAAGAGGUGUCUUCUGCUUUCUUUUUUGACUAUGAUGUGGAUGAUAGUGACCAGUUAACAAGGUUGUUUUGGGCUGAUCCUAUUUGCCGCAAGAAUUAUGCAUUGUUUGGUGACGUUGUUUCAUUUGAUGCUACCUAUGGAACGAAUAGGUACAAUAUGGUGUUUGAACCUUUUACGGGCGUUGAUAAUCACAGAAAGUGUGUCACUUUUGGAGCUGGAUUAUUAUUGAAGGAGGAUGUGGAGUCAUACGUUUGGCUUUUUACUUGUUUUAUAAAUGCUAUGGGACGUCAACCAACAUGCAUUAUUACUGAUCAAGAUCCAACGAUGCGUAUUGCCAUCGAGAAGGUAUUUACAUCAUCCAAACACCGCUAUUGUAUGUGGCAUAUUAUGUCCAAAGUCACUCAAAAGGUUGGCCCAGUUUUAAGCAAAAAUGAAACAUUUAUGUCUUCAUUGAAUUCAAUAGUUUGGAGUCAUUACCUUGAACCAUCUCAAUUUGAAGAAAAGUGGAUCUCUCUCAUGAACGAAUACGAAUUGACAAAACAUGAUUGGUUUGUCCAUAUGUUUGAGUUGCGCUAUUGGUGGAUACCUUCUUAUUUUAGAGAUCUAUUUAUGGCUGGAUUACUUCGUACAACAUCACGGUCUGAAAGUGAGAAUUCCUUUUUCUGUGAAUUUACUAACCCACAUUUCAGUUUAAUAGAAUUUUUAAUGCAAUUUGAGAGUGCAAUGGAUGCACAAAGGCAUGCACAAGAUAAAUUGAAUUCAGAGUCAGAGUCCUACCUUCCAGUUUUGAAGACUCCUUUAUCUAUGGAGAAGGCUGCGUCUGAUGUAUUCACACUCGCUGUCUUUUAUGAUAUUCAGUCGGAAUUGUGUUCAACGUGCUUUUCAUGUCGUGUUUUGCAUGUGCAUGGUGUUGAUGGUGAUUUUGAGUAUGAAAUUUCUGAUGAUCGUAAUUUGGUGUUUAGAGUUGACUUGAGCAUGUCAAAUAUGAAGGCAGUGUGCAGUUGUAAGUAUUAUGAGCGGAUUGGCAUGGUUUGUAGACACAUAUUUUUUGAUCUAAAGGACUUGAAAUUGGAACACAUUCCGAACCAUUUGGUUAGUAGCAGAUGGUGCAAGAAGGGUCUAGUGAAGCCACUCACUGAAAUUUCGGAUUCCGUAUUAGAACAGACUUCAUUGUUGGAGGACAAUAAGAUGUCUGUUAACACUCUUUGGUCUGACAUAUAUGCUUGUAUGGCCCUUGUUGAAAAUAAUCCCAAUUAUUUGAAGCAAUUUUCAGGUAUAAUUAAACAGCAAAAGCAAAUUCUACUUUCUCUACAUGAAGGUGUUGGUCAGUGUUCAACAAAGAAUUCAUUAAUUGAAUCAUUUUAUGGUUCUGGUGUGCCAUCUGAAGUCACUGUUCAUCCCCCGCAGCAGGCGAAAAAUAAGGGUUCUGGACGUAGGCUUAGGUCUUCCAAGGAAGUUUCAAUGGAAGAAUCCCAACGCCCCAAAAGACUUUGUAGAUCAUGCAAUGAGAUGGGGCAUCACGAUAGUAGAAAUUGCCCUUUGAAUAAAUAGGCUUGCUUGAAG